Molecule: messenger RNA, 294 nt
Organism: Phytophthora sojae
Lineage: Eukaryota; Oomycota; Peronosporomycetes; Peronosporales; Peronosporaceae
Exons: 1
Source: RefSeq, a predicted model, not a curated record
AUGUACAAGGAACUAUCCAUUUCGAACUCAAUCCCCGAAAAGCGUCUUCGCAGUGCGGUCAAGACUGGCAACCUAUCGCUGACUAAGGCUGAUCUAGCCGGCUCUGGUGCAACGCUACAUCUGCACCCCGAAUCAUAUGAUAAGGUAAUGCGAGCUAAAAAGGCCGGCAAGGGCUCUCGAGUCAAGAUCACCAAACACGAGAUCGAAUACCCUAUGGAGGUCAAGAGCGGCUCUGGUAUGCACGGAGCGAGUAUCUGGCGUAAGGUGUGGAACGGCAUCAAGAGUGCCUGGAGG